AUGGAGUCAGCUCCACGCCCAGUGCCUCACAGGCGCUCACCAUCAUUCGAGUCUCAGACACUGAGGUAUGAGGGAUGGAAUGCCUUCUUCCAGUUCUUGACUCCCAGCAACACGUUCAUAACCAAGGCUCCAUCCAUGUUCCUGGAGACAACCACCAACGCAUCGGACCCGCUCACAGUGUUCACCAUCGAGUAUAUCCCCAACACCGUCUACAUCGUCUUCAAAUCCUCCGAUGGGUGGUACAUCUCUCAGAAUGGCGAGAGUGGCCCGCAGUUCUGGUGGAGGGGGGAGCCUGGCGACUGGGAGCGGCUUGAUGUGAGGGAGAUCAUGUGGGUGCCGGCCAUUCGAGGGGCGAACCUGGGGUCGUGGCUCAUGACUGAACCGUGGAUGAACCGAGAGGUGUUCAAGUUUGCUGGCUACAGCGAUGGCACCCGGUUCACUCUUCGCUCGGUGAUAUCGGGCCAAUACGUCACAGCACCCGGUGGUGGUGGAACAAUAAUGUAUUGCAACGGCUCCCUCAACAAGGACGCGUAUCUGCACCUCACAACCGUUCGAAACGCCUCCUCCAACACUCGAAGAAUAGCCGUGCAGUGGUUGCAGUACUGGGCUGUGCGGGACAACUCACCCAACGUCUGGGUGCAAUCCACAGAGCCCGAGGGCGCUGCAAGCAACUUUGAGCUCUUCAUCUACGGAAUACCACUCAACGGCUCCACGGAGCAGAGGGACAGCAGUGUGCGUGUGGUGCUGCGCGCUCCCAACGGCCUCUUUGUCCAAGCCAACCCUGACGGCUCCCUCACAGCUGAUCUGAUUGACUCCAUUGAUAACGACGCCGUCUGGAGCAGCGCUGCUGCCUUCGACCUCACAGUGCUGUGGCGAGUUGAGGCGGAUUGGCAGGCGGCCUACACAGCCGGGGCAGCCGCACCCUCAAUCUACGAGAACAUUCGCCGAAACUUCAUCACGGAAGCAGACUGGCAGAAGAUGCAAGAGCUGGGCAUCAACACAGUGCGCAUCCCCCUGGGCUACUGGAUCGCCCUCGAUGCCUCCCCUGAGUUUCCUUUUGUGCCGGGAGCAGUGACGUAUCUAGACUGGGCGUUUGAGAUGGGGAGGAAGUAUGGAGUGAGGAUCUGGUUCAGUGUGCAUGUGGCGCCGGGGUCGCAGGCGGGCAAGGGGAAUGCACGAGACGGGCUGAUUCGCUGGCGAGGGGCGAAUAUCAACCGCACGCUCGACUUUGUGACUUGGCUUGCUGACAGUAUCACCUCUGUGUUUCCCUUGCCCUGCUUUUCCGAACCACCCGAACCUCGCAGGUACGGCGCCGACCCUAUGUGGCUCGGAAUGGGUCUACUGAACGAGCCGGUGGUGGGGGGAGCGAACGGGUACGCGGGGGUGGAUCUGGAGGACAUGCGGGGGUACUACUCCGCGGCCUUCAACACCAUCCGCGCGCGCUGCCUCUGCUGCUUUGUGGCCAUGGAGGGCCGCGUGGGCAGCAACUUUGGCGACGUGAUGUGGCACAUGAAUGACGCGUGGCACAAUAAUGUGAUCCUGGAGCAGCACAUCUACGACGUCUUUGGCAACUUCUUCAGCUCCCAAGGCGUCAACUUUGAACUUGAUUACGCCUACACCACCCGGGUCAACAACAUCGUCAGCUUUCAAGAGAAAGUGGGGCGGCAGCUGUUGGUGGGGGAGUUCUGCAAUGCGAUGGGCAACCCUGCAACACCGGAGCAGCAGGCUAACUUCUCCCUCGCCCAGAUGAAGGCCUUCAGCCAAGCCAAGGCCGGCUGGUUCUUCUGGUCCUGGAAACUCAACACCACUGGGACACACCACUGGCAGUUUGUCAACAGUUACGAACGAGGCUGGUUGCCCAAAAAACCUGAUGACCGAAAAGGCCGUGGUAUGCUGAGGCGGGAACGACCUUCAAAUCGCGAAUCAUCGACUACAUCAGCAACGAUGAACGUGGAGGCGAUCCUUCGUCGGCAUCCUUCCAAGAAGCUUCAACGUGUUUUGGAGGACCCUUCCACGUAUAGUUCCAUCAAGCUGUGUGCUGCAGUGGUGGCUCUUCAGAGAGUGAUCGAGUUCCAAGAGUUCAGAGCGGUUCUUUUGGCGCGCCUCAGAAGUCUGUGUGCUGCAGUGGUGGCUCUUCAGAGAGUGGCAGAGUUCCAAGAGUUCAGAGCGGUUCUUUUGGCGCGCCUCAGAAGUCUGUGUGCUGCAGCGGUGGCUCUUCAGAGAGUGGCAGAGUUCCAAGCUCGAGGCAUGAACAUAUCGUUGAACUCGCCUCUCUCCUUCCUCCCUCUGUACCCCGGAGACAAGGAGGAGAGCCAGGACCCCUCCAACUUGAACGGAGGGCAUAUUACCAUUGCCCAUGAGAUCAGAAAGAUGUUCCUGGUGUCUAGCAACACGGCAUACAACAGGCUCUAUGCGUUGAUAGGACAGAGGCGACUCAAUGAAGCCAUGCACUCCCUGGGUCUCCAAUCCGCCCACCUCUCCCACCGCCUCUCCCUCCCCCUCUCUCCUCUCGACAACCGGCGCUGCGAACCCAUGCAAGUGGGCUUGGAACGCCAAGCCAAUGCCUCCGGAUUCUGCUUUGCUCCCAAGUGCAGCAGCCAGGAGCUGCCCCCGAUACAAGGAGUGGAGGGGUUGCUGGUUGGGCGUGCUUAUAUCGAUGCCGAUGGCACCAAGGUGGCUACCUGGCUGUCAGCCGAUCCGAUUGGACGAGGGGCACAGGCUGCUGCUGCUGGAGGCCAUGAGGCAGUACCCGCAGUAGAGGCGACUACGACUUAUAGGCGUCUGAGGGAGCUUUACGUCUCCCUCUCCUCCCCUCCUCCCCUUAUGCCACUGUCUGUUACCCAGCUGCUAGGCUGCCAGCCGAUCGGAUUGGACGAGGGUCACAGGCUGCUGCUGCUGGAGGCUAUGAGGCAGUACCCUCGGGAGUCCCGCAACCCCAGAUAUGCUGAUAAGAAGUACACGGAUGAUUACUGCAAGUUUUUUUUGCCCGGAUUGUGCCGAGUGCGGCCAAAAGAAGCUCUGCGCAUUUACAACAAGAUCGGGCAGGCUUUUGGCUUCACUAUUGAAAACGA
Molecule: messenger RNA, 3071 nt
Organism: Closterium sp. Yama58-4
Lineage: Eukaryota; Viridiplantae; Streptophyta; Zygnematophyceae; Desmidiales; Closteriaceae
Source: the annotation of a GenBank genome assembly